AUGUCACAGAGAACACCAUAUGGUCAGGGUAUUCGACGUCGUCAGUUUAGAGAGAGUGCUGGCGAUGACUACAUUGGGGGACAUUCAUCUUCUUCUGAUGUGAGAUUUGAUUCCCUUAUCCCACAUACACCUCACUCCUACGCUGAUGGGCCUUCUUCCACGCCUGCUGAGGUUGGGGGUUCAUCAACGCCCCCUGCUCCCCGUCAAAACUGUAUCAUGAUACGUCCCUUGGGUUCCUCGUUUGAUAACAUUUGGUGCAAACGAGAUAUAACACGAAUAAUUCGAAGUAAGUUUGAGAAGCCAUACACAAGUUGGAAAAAGACAGACCCUGCUGUCAGGGAUAUGUGGUUUGGCAAAUUUAAGGGACUUGACAAAAAUCCAUCUUGGAUGUGUCUUGUUGUAUUUGAAGCACUCAAGGAGUAUUGGAAUACUCCAGAAUUUAUGAGCAAAUUAGAAAAGGCAAAGAAAAAUCGGUCCUCAGAUAUUGGAGGUAGUAAGCACACUUGUGGUUCCAUCCCUAUGUCUGAACAUAAGAAACGAUUGUCUAAGCUAUUAGGUCGUCCACCUACACAGGCCGAGUUAUUCAUUGCAAUGCAUCAAAGAAAAGAUAGUUCAGGAUUUGUUGACAGUAGAUCCGAGGAAACUUAUGCUGACUUUCAGAUGUGGCAAGCAUCAUCACAAUCAUCAGCAGUUGGCCCGACAGAAUAUAGUGACGCUGCUGGACAGCCCUCGCAGGCAGCUUUUGAUGAGACAUCAUUAUGGUUGGAGGUUGCAGGCGGGAAAAAGAAGGGUUGUGUGUAUGGCAUGGGGUCUGAAGCACAUGUCAUCCCUAGUUCUUAUCAUGUGUUGUCGCCACUGCCACCGCCUCCACAGUCAUCAAUUUCACUCGCUGACCAAAUUCAACAAGCUGUUAGCUGCGCUAUUAACGCAGCUAUAGAACCAUUUAAUCAUCGUUUGUCAGCUAUAGAAGAAAGAUUUCAUAACCCUUCUUCAUCGUCGCCGCCCUCAAAUCCCUCGGAUCAUUAG
Diospyros lotus (date-plum) is the source of this 1026-nucleotide messenger RNA. RefSeq lists its product as uncharacterized. The record is from RefSeq and is a predicted model, not a curated record. The coding region runs from base 1 to 1026 and encodes 341 amino acids. Lineage: Eukaryota; Viridiplantae; Streptophyta; Magnoliopsida; Ericales; Ebenaceae. The transcript has 6 exons.